Molecule: messenger RNA, 485 nt
Organism: Cherax quadricarinatus
Lineage: Eukaryota; Metazoa; Arthropoda; Malacostraca; Decapoda; Parastacidae
Source: RefSeq, a predicted model, not a curated record
UCCAGGAUCAGCAGUGUGUGUAACCUGCAGGAUGUUGAUGAAGGUGUGUUGUGUGGUGCUGGUGGCUGUAUCUCCCAUCAUCACUCAAGCAGUCACCUUGGAUGCAUAUUUCAAGGUGUUGGAGUUGAUAGCCAAGAAGCGAGACAUAUGGAGAAAAAUAUUCUUGGGUAAUGAUAUAGGAUUUGAUGUGUCACCAUGGUUGUUUAAUGACAGAGUGAAGCCACCAUACGUGCCCAUAGUCACCACCUUUCCCAGGUUCCCACUUCAUGGUCACUACCAUAAUGAGCGUCCUCCGCUGCCUCAUAUCCUGCCUCCACAACCCCUGCCGGAGGGAGGGCAAGGGUAGGCCUACCCACGCCCCACCUCUACAACAUCUGGGGGGGGAGGGAAGUAGGCCAACCCACGCCCCACCUCUACAGCACCUGGUGAGGGAGGGCAGUAGGCCUACAUUCUACCACCAAGCAAACCUCAAAUGUGAUGGGAAG